AUGGGUCUUUUUGAAACUUUGCAGCGGAAAGCGGUGAAGCUGGGGCUUCUUCCGAAGCUGUUGGCGGCACUGCCGCUCCUGUCUGCACUGACAGCGGUUGUGUCCGUUGUUAUGAUCCUGAUUAUACCGAUGAAUGGGCAAUACAGGAACACGUACAUUUCAGAGAACGCGCUGAUGCCGUCUCAGGCGUAUAGUUACUUUAGAGAGACGGAGUGGAACAUUUUGAGAGGAUACCGUACCGAGAUCGAGGUGUUGAACAGCAGAGGUGUCUCAGCAAGUGACCGUUAUGAUAUUGUCGCUGGCUGGUUGAAUGAAUUUGGUGCCAAGACGGCUGUUUACCGCAACGAGGAAAUGGGAGACACGCUUUACGGUGUUCUACAUGCCCCAAGAGGUGACGGUACAGAGGCAAUGGUCCUGUGCGCGCCAUGGAACAAUUCCGAGGGUGAAUUCAACAUUGGUGGGAGUGCACUCGCCAUCGCUCUGUCAAGAUACUUCUCUCGUUGGCCAGUAUGGUCCAAAAAUAUCAUCGUCGUGUUUUCAGAUAACCCAAGCGUCGCGUUGAGAUCCUGGGUGGAAGCAUACCAUACAUCACUGGAUCUUACUGGUGGGUCAAUUGAGGCUGCAGUGAUCUUGGAUUAUCCCAGCAACAAUGAUUAUUUCAACUACACAGAAAUUCAUUUUGAAGGGCUGAACGGUGAGUUGCCCAAUUUGGAUUUAGUCAACGUGGCUGUUCACAUCACACAACAUGAGGGGAUGAAAGUAUCCUUACAUGGGCUACCAAGGAGCGAAUUGGAGAAAAAUAACUACUGGUCGAGACUGAAGCUGUUAUUUCUUGGCAUGAAGGAUUCCACACUGGCAGGAAUGAAGAAGGCACAUGGGAACGAAGUGUUCAGCGGAUGGAGAAUUCAGGCAGUUACUUUGAAGGCGCGUGGAGAAGGCCAGAUCGAUAUCACAACGUUUGGUCGUAUCCCGGAGGCCAUGUUCAGGUCAAUCAACAACCUAUUGGAAAAAUUCCAUCAAUCCUUCUUCUUUUAUUUCCUACUGUCCCCCAACAAUUUUGUGUCCAUCAGCAGUUACCUUCCAAGUGCCGUCCUGCUUUCAAUCACAUUUGCCAUUGCUGCAGUGGACGCGACAGUUAACAACGCGUAUGCAUCAGCACUUCACAUCACCUACACGCUACUAGCUGCUCUAGCAUCCGUCAUCAGUCUGUUAGUGUCGUUCCUUGUUGCCCAUUGGUUUCUUUACUCCACGACUUCACCUCUGUAUUUGAUACUGGGGAGCGUCGUAUUAGCUGUGUCUCCCUUAGUCAUGUCGAGAUCGAAUAAUGCGUUGAGAGAACCAGUUUGCUACAGAAUGAGAACCCUCGGCUACAUCUACUACAGUUUGAUCCUAACAUCGUUACUAAUGCUAAACUUUCCCUUGGCCUUUUCCAUUGGGCUGUUCGGUUACCCAAUGACGUUGGUGAAACCUCUUAAUAUCUAUUCAAAGUCACAGAUGAGUUUGAAGUUGAGGAAUUCUGUAUUACUGGUAAUAUCAAACCCGUUCGUUGCCACCUGGUUGAUCUGUACAGUGGUUGAAAAUUCAGAGUUCCCCAACUUAGACGUGUUUGCUGCGUUAUUUUCUGCUUGGAAAGAUUUGAAUUGUUGGACAUGGUUUGUUCUCUGUCUAGGUUGGCUCCCUACGUGGUUAUUGGUCACAUUUUCCUCAUUUACAAGUAUUCCCGCUGCAGAGACAACAAUAGAAAAGAAAUCUAAUUAG
Messenger RNA from Huiozyma naganishii CBS 8797, 1758 nucleotides. RefSeq names its product GPI-anchor transamidase subunit GAA1 (gene GAA1). The record is from RefSeq and is a predicted model, not a curated record. Gene Ontology annotation, biological process: attachment of GPI anchor to protein. The coding region runs from base 1 to 1758 and encodes 585 amino acids. Lineage: Eukaryota; Fungi; Ascomycota; Saccharomycetes; Saccharomycetales; Saccharomycetaceae. The transcript has a single exon. Gene Ontology annotation, cellular component: membrane; GPI-anchor transamidase complex.